CAUAACCUUAAAUGUAAAUGUUUUGGAUGGCGUCGGUUUGUUCGCGAAUUUAUGUUUAACAUUUCGUAUAUUUGUAAUUUUAUACACGCAUCCAUAAAAAAACAAAAAUUUAUUACUGUAGGAAUUAAAAUAUAUUCUAGAACUGUCUAACAUCGUGAAAAAUAAUAUUUCGAAUUUAGUGAAAGUGGUUUUAACAAAAUUAUCCGAUAAAGUUUUAUGAAAUGGUAAGAGGAUCUGGCAGAGGCCGCGGAAUGCCUGGUAGGGGUGGAAUGGGGCGUCCGCCCUUCAGCAGACCGAGGGUUAUGAUGCUCCGGCCUCCAUUUGACCUGAUUCUUGCAGAACCGGCAUUUCCACGAUGCAAACCCGCUCCUGACGACACUGCUUUGACGCAGGCAUUAUUGAAGAGGCAUGCGGAGCUCUGCCCCACGCCAGCCGAGCAGGCAGCUGUACUCAGCCUUGUGACCAAGUUGCAGACAGUAUUGGACAAUAUAGUGGUCGCGCCUGGGGACUUUGCUGCUUGUCAAUUGGAAGAGGUGAGACAAGUUGGUUCAUACAAGAAAGGCACGAUGAUGGCGGGCAAGAAUGUAGCCGAUAUAGUAGUCAUCAUGAAGACGCUACCCACCAAAGAGGCUGUUGAAGGACUGUCGAAUAAGGUGAGCGAGGAGCUGAACAAGCUGAUGCGCGCGGAGGGGCUCGGCAACGCGGGCAGCGCGUGCCAUGAGCGCGGCUUCACCGUGAGCACGGGCGGCGGCGCGCAGGCCAGCAGCGCCGUGCGCGUGCUCGUCACCACGCUGCACCAGAACCUCAGGAAGCUGGAGCCGGAGGUGCAUUUGGACUACAAGGUGAUCAGCAGUCACUUGGCGGCCAUCAGACACAGCCGGUGGUUUGAGGAGAACGCCCACCACUCGUCGAUUAAGGUACUGAUCCGCCUACUGCGCGACAUGUGCGCCCGUCACUCGGGCCUCGAACCGCUGACCCCCUGGAUGAUAGACCUGCUCGCGCACCACUGCAUCAUGAGCAACCCCCAGCGGCAGGUGCUGCCGAUCAAUGUCGCUUUCAGACGCGCGCUGGCGCUGCUCGCCGGCGGGCUGUUCCUGCCGGGCUGCGCCGGGCUGCCCGACCCGUGCGAGGCGGCGCACGCGCGCGCGCACACCGCGCUCGACCUGCCCGCGCAGGACCACGCCGCCGCCACCGCGCAGACGCUGCUGCGCGUGGUGGCCCGCGGCGGGCACCGCUACGUGCUCGGGCUGCAGGCAUUCGAGGGCGGCAAGGACAUCUCCACGGAGAUCACCGUGUGGGACGGCGUCGUGGUGUCCCCGCUGGCCCCGGCCUACCAGGAGACGCCGGAGCCGAUGGACACGGAUGAUAAAGAUGAAGAGGUCCCAGAUGGCGUAGCUGCGUAGUUUGUAAGAAAAUUGUGAUGUAAGAUCUUAAAUAAAUUUUUAUUUAACUUUAAAA
Messenger RNA from Zerene cesonia (dogface butterfly), 1458 nucleotides. RefSeq names its product interleukin enhancer-binding factor 2 homolog. The record is from RefSeq and is a predicted model, not a curated record. NCBI's taxonomy places the organism in Eukaryota, Metazoa, Arthropoda, Insecta, Lepidoptera, Pieridae. Bases 222 to 1403 code for a protein of 393 amino acids. The transcript has 9 exons.